UGGGAAAGCUUUCUUCUUCUUCUUUUUUUUUUCCUAAACCAAACUUGGUUUCUGUUGUAGGCGGUGCAUUCCCUAGUGGGGCGGGGCCCAGUGUGUUGUGGAGGGGGAGGGGAGAGGCCAGGGGGAGGAGUAGGCAGUGAUUAAUGCACCCACUGUGAGAGCUUGCCUCCUAUUUAAUGGAGGGUCUCUCUGCCCAGGGGGAGUCAGAGCCGUCUCUGGACAGAGCCAUCUCUGGACCAGCAGGAGGAUGGCAGAGAAUCUGGGGCUGGGCUUCGGGGAAACAGCCAGUGUGGAAAUGCUGCCCGACGAAGGCAGCUGCACGCCCAAAACCAGAGCCAGGCUGGCAGCCAGGAGCAGCGCACACUGGGCCCUCACCUGCUGCCUGGUGUCGCUCCCCAUCCUGGCAGGACUUACCACCUACCUACUCGUGGGCCAGCUCCGGGCCCAAGGAGAUGCCUGUGUGUUCCAGACUUCAAAAGGACUAGAAUUUGGAUCUUCACAUCAGCGAGCUUAUGCAUCUACCGGAGCUGGUGGAGAUAAGCCAAGGGCACAUCUGACAGUUGUCAGACAAAGUCCCACACAGUCCUCGAAAAAUCAGUUUCCGGCUCUGCGCUGGGAACAUGAACUCGGCUUGGCCUUUACCAAGAACCGGAUGAACUAUACAAAUAAAUUCCUAGUGAUCCCAGAGUCGGGAGACUACUUUGUUUACUCCCAGGUCACAUUCCGGGGGACCAAAUCUGAGUGUGGUGAAAUCCGCCAAGGGAGCCGACCGAACAAGCCAGACUCCAUCAUCGUAGUCAUUACCAAGGUAACAGACAGCUACCCUGAGCCGACCCAGCUCCUAAUGGGGACCAAGUCAGUGUGCGAAGUAGGCAGCAACUGGUUCCAACCCAUCUACCUAGGGGCCAUGUUCUCCUUGCAGGAAGGGGACAAGCUGAUGGUGAACGUCAGUGACAUCUCUUUGGUGGAUUACACGAAAGAAGAUAAAACUUUCUUUGGAGCCUUCUUGCUGUAG
This is a messenger RNA of Neogale vison (American mink), 1015 nucleotides long. RefSeq names its product TNF superfamily member 15 (gene TNFSF15). The record is from RefSeq and is a predicted model, not a curated record. Gene Ontology annotation, biological process: immune response. Gene Ontology annotation, cellular component: membrane. The transcript is spliced from 4 exons. Lineage: Eukaryota; Metazoa; Chordata; Mammalia; Carnivora; Mustelidae. Gene Ontology annotation, molecular function: tumor necrosis factor receptor binding. The coding region runs from base 248 to 1015 and encodes 255 amino acids.